Messenger RNA from Vavraia culicis subsp. floridensis, 1068 nucleotides. RefSeq lists its product as uncharacterized. The transcript has a single exon. Bases 1 to 1068 code for a protein of 355 amino acids. NCBI's taxonomy places the organism in Eukaryota, Fungi, Microsporidia, Pleistophoridae. The record is from RefSeq and is a predicted model, not a curated record.
AUGAACAGCAUCGCGGAUGCAAUCCCUACGCACGCCUGUCACAGAUCAGACACGCUGUGUUUCAGAUGCAGAGUUAAGAGAAGAACGCUCUUCAACACGAUGCUAAACGAUUAUCUCUCUUCUUUGGCAGCAAAUGCGAUCAAAACACUCGAAAAUUACAAUUUAAUACUCAGCACUCGCAAAGAUUUUCUGACAAAGAAUUUAACAAACGUGCAAAUCCUUGAAAUUCAAGACAUAAACAACAGCUUUCCCUGCCUGGUACACGCUACAGACGAGCACCUGAUAUCGUGUGCAGAAAAGGACAGCAUCGUUUUCUUCCUGACGGUGUGCAAUUUAAACCUACGAGGUGUUUCGCUGCACUGGUAUUUCAUGAGGAUGACAAACGAUCUAUGGUCGAUGGAACGGAACACACUCAAGGACUUGUUUAUCGAGGGCGACAUGUUUAUCCUUACCGAGCUGGCCACGUUCUUCAGGCGUGUCCGUUUCAACAAGAUAUACUGCAAGGGCGCCGUGAGCAAGCAGCUAGGCAUGCUGCUGUUGCAGCAAGCAAAGGCAGCUCCGAAGAAAGGAAAGCACCGCAUCAACAAUCUGCUCAUAUUCGACCGCACGGUGGACCUGCUCACGCCAACCAACACAAAAAUAGAUAAUUGCAUCACAGAGAAGCAGAUGAUCAGCAUUCUGCUCACCAAAAACGACAAGAUCAACAAGCUGAACACGCUGCUCAACUUCUACCUCCUGACAUCGCUGCUGAAAAUUGAGAUGCCCAUGAUCAAGAGGGAGAUGGUGUACACGUUUGGUGAAAAAAUUGUUAUAAUCUUCGAUAUGAUUGAUAGGAUGGUGAGCAUCAACCAGGACGGACACAUUUAUAUACCUGAUUUGUGUAAGGCUGCGGUGAACAGGGACAGGCAGUUUUACUGCUUUGAUGUGGAUGAGGGCACCGAUGGAGAUGGCGAGAACGUGGUGCUGUUCAUGGGCGGUGCAUGCCAGAAAGAAGUUGACGAUCUGAAGGGCUUUACGGUGCUGACAACGAAGCUCAUCAACGAUGAUUUGGUGAAGGAGCUGAUAUAG